AUGGGUGCCAGCGCCGAGGCGGACGAGACCCUGUGCCAGGAGUCGCUGCAGUUCCUGUGGGAGAUGCGCGGCUCGGGCCUGCUCUGCGACGGCCUGCUAAAGACCCACGACGGCGGGGAGUUCCCCGUUCACAGGGUGGUCAUGUCCAGCUGCAGCGAGUACUUCAGGGCCCUGUUCGCGAGUCCCAUCCAUGGCAGCGCGAGGCAGGAGGUCCUCGUACCGGGCGUAUCCAAGGCGACGCUGGCCAUCAUCGUCGAGUUCGCCUACAAGCGGGUCACCUGGGUCGGUUGCGACAACGUCGAGAGUCUUUUGGAGGCGGCCGACUACCUCUGCGUCAUGGGCAUGGUCAAGGACUGCUGCGAAUUCCUCGUGUCCAUCAUGGCGCCGGAGAACUGCAUCUCCAUCCACAACGUGGCCAAGCUAUACAACUGCUUCGACCUCACCGAAAAGGCUUACAAUUACCUGAUGCAGAACUUCAUCGAGGUGUCCAAGAGGAGCGAGGAACUGCUCAGCCUGGACAUCGACGACGUGGAGGCCAUCUUCUCGGACGAGAACCUGAACGUGAUCAAGGAGGAGACCGUGUGGAAGGCCGUGACCCGCUGGGUCGACUUCGACCCAGAAGUCCGGCAGCAGUACAUGAUCCGUCUGCUCAAGUGCGUCCGCACGGGACUCGUGGACACCACCUUCUUCGUCGAGAGGAUUAAAGCACACCGAUACAUCGCUGAUAACGAGACAUGUAGGCCGUUGGUGAUCGACACGUUGCGUUUCCUGUACGACCUGGACGUGGUGGUACACAACGACGAGGUGCCGACGCCCGUGUUCGCCCGGCCGCGGAUACCGCACGAGAUGAUGUUCGUCAUCGGCGGCUGGAUGUCCGGAGGACCCACGGCGUUCAUCGAGAGCUACGACACCAAGGCCGACCGCUGGAUCAAGGUGGAGAGCGUGGAUCCGGAGGGCCCCCGAGCGUACCACAAGUGCGUGGCCAUCGGCAGCGACAUCUAUGUCAUCGGGGGCUUCAAUGGUGAGGACUACUUCAGCAGCGUGCGCUGUUUCAACGCCAAGACCAAGAUGUGGCGCUCGGUGACACCUAUGCACGUCAAGCGGUGCUACGUGAGUGUGGCGAUUCUCAACGACAUCAUCUACGCCAUGGGCGGAUACGAUGGUCGCCACAGGCAGAACACCGCCGAGAAGUUUGACUACCGGACCAAUCAGUGGACCAUGAUCGCGCCCAUGAACGUUCAGCGGAGCGACGCGUGUGCGACGACCCACGAUGGCUACGUGUACGUGACUGGCGGCUUCAGCGGCAACGAAUGCCUCAGCUCGGCCGAGCGCUACGACCCGACGGCCGACCAGUGGUUGAUGAUCGCUCCCAUGAGGUUUCGGCGCAGCGGCGUGGGAUGCAUCGGCUUCCGCAACUUCGUGUAUGCUAUCGGAGGAUUCAACGGCACCUCGAGGCUCUGCUCGGCCGAGAAGUACAACGCGGAGACCAACAUCUGGACUACGUUGCCCAACAUGUACACGCCCAGGAGCAACUUUUCCGUCGCCAUAAUCGACAACCUAGUGUUCGCCAUCGGCGGCUUCAACGGCGAGAGCACGACCAACCUGGUCGAAUGCUACGACCCGAGCACGGACCAGUGGUACGAGGCCACGGACAUGAACGAGUCGCGGUCGGCCCUGGCCGCCUGCGUCAUCGCCGGCCUGCCCAACAUCCGGGACUACAUUCACCAGCGGAGGGACAACCUGAUGGAGGAGAAGCGCCAAAAGAUGCUCGACAUCCUCAGGCUCCGGUCGCGACAGACGAACAGGGACAGCGAAAGAAACGUCUGA
Ixodes scapularis (black-legged tick) is the source of this 1827-nucleotide messenger RNA. Its product is annotated as kelch-like protein 10. Gene Ontology annotation, molecular function: protein binding. The coding region runs from base 1 to 1827 and encodes 608 amino acids. NCBI's taxonomy places the organism in Eukaryota, Metazoa, Arthropoda, Arachnida, Ixodida, Ixodidae. The record is from RefSeq and is a predicted model, not a curated record. The transcript has 8 exons.